UAUCAGACACUGGAGGGACCUCAUCGCAAAAGGCGACAAACCUACCUAAAGGCAACUCUUUUUCCUUCCCCACUCCGGGCGUCUCGCCGCCGACCACAGCCCUCCCCCCCAAACCCUAGCCCUCCCGCCGCCAUGGCCGACCCGCGGCUGUUCCCGUCGGGAUCCAACUCCUCCGGCGACGCCUCCGGCCCCGGCCGCCGGAAGUACAACCCCUACCACGACCUCAGCACCCCCUACAGCUACCAGACCCUCUACGACCUCCCCACCUCGCCGGAGUUCCUCUUCCAGGAGGAGUCCGCGGCGCAGCGCCGCUCGUGGGGGGAGAACCUCACCUACUACACGGGCGUCGGGUACCUCUCCGGCGCCGUCGCCGGCGCCGCCCUCGGCCUCCGCGACGCCGCCGCGGGCGCGGAGCCCGGGGACACCGCCAAGAUCCGCGCCAACCGCGUCCUCAACUCCUGCGGCGGCGGCGGCCGCCGGCUCGGCAACAGGCUGGGCGUCAUCGGGCUGAUGUACGCCGGGAUGGAGAGCGCCAUGGUCGCCGCGCGCGACCGCGACGACUGGGUCAACAGCGUCGCGGCGGGGCUCGGCACCGGCGCGCUCUUCCGCGCGGCGAACGGGCCGCGGUCCGCCGCCGUCGCUGGCGCCAUCGGAGGGGUCCUCGCCGGCGCCGCCAUGGCCGGCAAGCAGCUCGCCAAGCGAUAUGUGCCUGCCAUAUGAGGCUUCGCCGCGGUAUCCCUUGUUCACUCUGAUCAAAGGAUCGAAUCAAUCAAUCCGUCGAAAAAAAAAAUGGUCUUCUGUUUGUUUGUCUGAUCUCCAGGUUAGCUCAUCGAUUUGGGAAUGGUUUAGCCAUCUCGAGAAAAAAAAUAUGUGAUGUUUAGUCGUAUGUGGAUGGUUUGAAUGGAAAAUUUUGACCUCUCCUUGCAAUGUUGUAACAUCAUGUUUAAUGUAUAACUGCAUACAUUUUGCUGAUGUUGCUGAGCGAUGAGAAGAUGAUCCAAGAGUUUGUGGCAAUCCGAGUUAUGAAAAAGAAUCGUGUUGACACCUAUUUGCAGAUCUGUUCUUGAUCGUUAUACCUAUUGUUCAUGAUCGUUGCAA
Oryza sativa Japonica Group (Japanese rice) is the source of this 1098-nucleotide messenger RNA. RefSeq names its product mitochondrial import inner membrane translocase subunit TIM23-2. The record is from RefSeq and is a predicted model, not a curated record. NCBI's taxonomy places the organism in Eukaryota, Viridiplantae, Streptophyta, Magnoliopsida, Poales, Poaceae. Gene Ontology annotation, cellular component: mitochondrial inner membrane; TIM23 mitochondrial import inner membrane translocase complex. Gene Ontology annotation, biological process: protein import into mitochondrial matrix. Gene Ontology annotation, molecular function: transmembrane protein transporter activity.